This is a messenger RNA of Morchella importuna, 1647 nucleotides long. RefSeq lists its product as uncharacterized. The record is from RefSeq and is a predicted model, not a curated record. The transcript has a single exon. The coding region runs from base 1 to 1647 and encodes 548 amino acids. NCBI's taxonomy places the organism in Eukaryota, Fungi, Ascomycota, Pezizomycetes, Pezizales, Morchellaceae.
AUGAGCAUGGACGCAGGCGGUCUCGUUCAGAUGACUUACAACAACAACUACCCCGGCAACACGCCAUCCUUCGGUUCACGAGGCAAGGGCUCGCACCUUCGCAACAUCUCUGUGCCCGUGUCCCAGAACAACCUUUCCGCUCCCUCGGUGGAGAAACAGCCCGUGACCACCCCCCGCACGGCCAGAUCCGCCCUGUUGGCUGGCCUCCGUACUGCCCCCAAGACCCCUGUCUCUGCCGCGAUGCCCACUCCGCAGGUCAACGAGAACAGCCUUGAGAACAGCAAGUACGCCAGCAGCAGCAGCUCAGCCGCUAGCACGGUUGGGUCCUUCUCGGCCCGUGCUGCUGCCCGCAACAGUGCAAACAACCAGAACCAGAAUGCCAAUCGCUACCAGGGCCCGCAGAACACCCCCCGCUCGGCCAACACGGGGUACCAGCAGAUGCCCUCUAACCAGGGCUACAGCAACGGGGAGAUGAUGGAGACGAUGGAUGAGGCCGAGGCGGACAUGUACCAGCAGCUGUUGGCAACAAACUACAUCCUCACCCAGCAGCAGGCACAGCUCCAGCAGCAGUUGGCGAGCUUUGCGGCUUCGAGCGUGGCGGCGAGGCAGGCGCAGAUCUUGCAGCAGCAGAUUCAGCAGUUGCAGUUGCAGUCGACGGGGCAGGCUGGAUUUGCCAACCCACCGCUUAGCCCCGGUGGGAUGAACAUGUACAUGCAGCAGCAGAUGUCGCAGAAUAACGCUAACAUGGUUGCUGGUGGUGGGUACUACCCGCUUUACAACAACAAUGCGGUGCAGUCCCAGUAUGGGUACUAUGUUCAGCAGCAGCAGCAGCAGCAGGUCAAUGCGACUCAGUAUCAGCAGGCCCAGCAGCAGGUUCAGCAGCAGGUUCAACAGCAGCAGCAGCAAGCACCUGUUGCCCAGCCUGAAAGCCCUCCUUUGUAUGCGCAGCAGCAGCAGCAGACUUCUUCUGUUAACAACACUCUUCCUCUGCGCUCUGCACGCUCUCGUUCUCCGCCCAAGCUUAACUUGCAGCAGCAGCAGCAGCAGCAGCCGACUAGUACAACGCCCCCAGCUGGGUUCAAGCGCGGUCACCGCAAGGCCAGCUCCCUCUCGACCUGCAUCAACAUCAACAACCUCGAGAUUGACCCCGCACCAAAGACCUCCCUGCCGAGGCUUUCCAUGCUCCCUUCCACACCCCUGACUGCAACUUUCGCCCCAGGUCACGCCAGCGGCUCACACCCAAUCCGUCAGCCCCGUGGACCCCCCUCCAUCGAGGAGCUCAAGGCGAAGCCCACCUCUACCGUCGAGGGAAGCAAGAACUUCGCUACCAGGCAGCGCCGCAGGGCCGUCUCAAGGCUUGUUACCUCAAGCUUGGAGCGCAGGUCUGCUAGGUCUGCAUCUGGCACUAUGACACCCGUCUCUGAGAAUGAGGGGUUCGCGUUCGACAACGAGAGUGUUGCAUCGUCGCUGUCUGGCCGCCAGAGUAACGAGAGUUUGAGGGGUGGAUCAGGAUCCCCGCAGGAGUACAGCGCUUCCAGCGUUAGUGGUGAUGAGAGUGGGAGUGUUAGUGGGAAGGAGGGCGCUGGGAAGCUGAAGGCGCCCAGGUUGGUCUUUUCGGCCGAUAAGAGGAGGAGUGCCAUGUUCUAA